AUGCCUUACCCCGCAGUUUUCAUCCAGAAUUACCUCAGAGUAUCUCUGAACCCACUCAGGACUAGUUCAUUUCAGCUCCGCCGUCGCCUACAUUUAAGCCCUAGACUCAUCCGACCUCUUCCUCCAUCAUCGAGGCCUGCGCUGGUGUUAAUUUGCUCCUCGUCUUCUUCUCAUGUUUCUUCUUCCAAACACCUAAUUAAGAGAACGAGAAAUAAAGAUUCCUACUCGUUACCUUACUUUUACCAGCAAAGUUUGCCCUACGGCCGCUACGCCUACGACGAAUAUGCUUCCGAGGAGGAGUCUGACCGUGAAAAUUUGCAAUUGCCCCAAAGUUUGGGGGCUUCCACUCUUGAUAACAUUGAAGAAUGGCAGUGGAAGCUAACUACACUAAUCCGAAAUAAAGAUGAGCAAGAGGUAGUUUCACGAGAGAGAAAAGACAGAAGAGAUUUUGAGCAACUCUCAGCACUAGCUACUCGGAUGGGUUUACAUAGCCACCAAUAUUCAAAAGUAGUUGUCUUCAGUAAAGUUGCGUUGCCAAAUUACAGAUCAGAUUUAGAUGAUAAACGGCCGCAAAGAGAGGUGGUUCUUCCUUCAGAACUACACAGCCGGGUUGAUUAUCAUCUAAAAUCAUACCUUUCACAAAAGUCUGCUACCAGAGAUGGUUAUCCAAAUAACACCUUACCUACAUCAAGAACAUCCGAGAGUCUUGUUGGUGAGGCUGAUGAGCCUCUCAGACAAAGUCCUGUUGCAGAGGGAAUUCUCCGGAGGAAGAGUUUUCAGCUGCGAAAUAAACAACAAGAUUGGCAGGAAUCUGUUGAAGGCCAAAAAAUGCAAGAACUAAGGAGAAGCCUACCUGCAUAUAAAGAGAAAGAAGCAUUGUUAAAUGCUAUUUCCAGAAAUCAGGUGAUUGUGGUGUCUGGUGAAACGGGGUGUGGUAAAACCACACAACUACCUCAAUACAUCUUAGAGUCUGAAAUUGAAGCUGCUCGUGGAGCAGUUUGCAGUAUUAUCUGCACCCAACCCAGACGAAUAUCUGCUAUGUCAGUUGCUGAGAGGGUUGCUGCAGAACGAGGGGAGAAGCUUGGAGAUUCUGUUGGGUAUAAAGUUCGGCUUGAGGGAAUAAAAGGAAGAGAUACUCGCCUGCUGUUUUGCACUACCGGCAUUUUGCUUAGGAGAUUACUACUCGACAGGAGCUUGCAAGGUGUAACUCAUGUCAUUGUUGAUGAGAUCCACGAACGAGGGAUGAAUGAGGAUUUUCUUCUUAUCGUGUUGAAGGAGCUUCUUCCUCGCAGACCAGAACUGAAGUUAAUUUUGAUGAGUGCAACCCUAAAUGCUGAGCUUUUCUCCUCCUACUUUGGUGGAGCUCCAAUGAUGCAUAUUCCUGGUUUCACUUAUCCAGUUCGGAGCUAUUUUCUGGAGAAUAUCUUAGAAAUGACUGGAUAUAGGCUGUCAACAUAUAAUCAAAUUGAUAAUUAUGGCCAAGAGAAAUCAUGGAAAAUGCAGAAACAAACUCUUCGUAAAAGGAAGACCCAAAUUGCUUCAGCUGCGGAGGAUGCGCUUGGAGCUGCUGAUUUGAGAGAGUUAAACCCGUGGACUAGGGAUUCCCUGUCAUGUUGGAACCCGGAUUCAAUUGGGUUCAAUCUUAUUGAGAAUGUUGUUUGUCAUAUAUGUAAAAAAGAAAGGCCAGGUGCUAUUUUGGUGUUUAUGACUGGUUGGGAUGAUAUAAAUUCUCUCAAGGAUCAACUCCAAUCUCAUCCGUUACUUGGAGAUCCAACCAAAGUUUUGCUGCUUGCAUGCCAUGUAUCGUUGAAAACAAUGGAAGAUGGUCCUGUAUUGCUUUAUUUAAAUUCAGUUAAUGCUCAGGAACCAAGAAUUCCAUAUCCAUGGCUUGUAUUCAAUGAAAAGGUGAAAGUGAAUACUGUCUUUCUAAGGGAUUCAACAGCUGUAUCCGAUUCUGUGGUUCUCUUAUUUGGAGGCACCGUUUCCAAAGGGGCCAUGGAUGGACACUUGAAAAUGUUGGGGGGUUACUUGGAGUUCUUCAUGAAGCCUGGGUUAGCAGCCACUUAUCUCACCUUAAAAAGAGAGCUUGAUGAACUCAUCCAGAUGAAGCUUUUGAAUCCGAAAAUAGACAUUGGCAAUGAAAACGAAAAGGGACUAGUGGAGGCUCUAAAACUGCUAGUAUCCGGGGACAGAUGUGAGGGUAGAUUUGUCCACGGUCGAAAAGUAUCACCAGUUGUUUUAAAGAAAGAAACAAAAAAUAAAAAAGCCGCAUCCAUAUCUUCAACAAGUGGGAGUGGGAGUGUAGCAGAGCAUGAUAACUCCAAGAAUCACUUACAGACGAUGCUUUUAAGAGCGGGUCAUCAGCCACCAAGCUACAAGACAUCACAGUUGAAAAACAAUAAGUUCCGGUCCACUGUGGUUUUCAAUGGGUUGGAUUUUGUCGGGCAGCCAUGUGGGAGUAAAAAACUUGCUGAAAAAAGCGCUGCCUCUGAGGCUCUCCACUGGUUAACUGAGGCGCUGAUCCCCAUCCCCAUCUCCAUCGCAACACCUUUACCAACCAAGGCUUUGGAAUUGUAUCCAAGAUGAAGGAGAUAGGCGCGUGCAAAAUGGUCAUUUCUACGAAUUUAACGUCUGAGCUGUUCCCCAAAAGGGCUAAAUUUUAUCUUCCGGGACCAUAUCUGUAAAAAUUAACAAACCAAGGACGAAAAGUGCAAUUUAACCCUAAAAUCAAUGAUACUUUAAAGUGUUGUGCCAGGUGAUACAAUACCGACAAAUUUGCUUCCAUUUUUAUUUAUUCAUUUAUUCCUUUUGGAGGGAAAAAUAGUGUGUGCCAUUACAGUUAGUUAACAAAUUUAUGUAAACAAAACUAUCGUUUUAUUUGUUCUUAA
Lactuca saligna is the source of this 2888-nucleotide messenger RNA. NCBI's taxonomy places the organism in Eukaryota, Viridiplantae, Streptophyta, Magnoliopsida, Asterales, Asteraceae. The record is from the annotation of a GenBank genome assembly.